AUACGGCGUACCAAACGAGCUCGUAAUGUAUUGUUGACUACUAAUUGGCAGUCUUAUUUGGUGGCUUGUGAAAUCAGUUUCAAUUUAAGUAAUAUAAGCCAAAUUGCUAUAUGACAGGUUUUGAGAGAAAAAAAAAAUAAGUUGAUUGAUGCAUACCAUUUAAUUAUAUGUAGACUCGGGUGGAAAGGAAAUUUAACUUUUGAAAUUUAUAGAAACAAUUAUAAACUAAUGAGGUAGAGGUAGAUGAUAUCUUGAAAACUAAUGCAAUAUGGGUGAAACACUUCACAUGCAACCAUCAUGUUGUAUUUUGAUAGUGCAUUUACAUUGCUUGUGAUUGUAAAUGAUAGUUUACUUUCAAUAAAUUCUUUACUUGUUAUAAAUUUGAAUAUGUAUCAGAAUAAUUAAUACAUAAGAAUUGCUUGCAAGAGUUUACACAUAAGUCAAACACACCGCUACCUAUGUAUCAAACUAUCAAUGAAGGUUAUCAAUAUAGGCCAAAGUUCAGAUUAACUGUGAUAAUAAAUGGAGUAAGUUACAUUUCUUCAGAUACUUUUUCUACCAAAAAAGUUGCUGAACAAAAUGUUUCUGAACUUGCCUUAAAGUCUACAGCCAAAAAAACAAUUGUAAAUGAAGGACUUGUAAUGAAAUAAAUGGUGGAUGAAGGACUUCCUCUUAUACAUGAGGUUCAUAUAUUUUUUAAAUUCUAUUUUCGUUUAAGAUUAUUUUCUUGAUGGUAAAAGAAUGUAAUUAUUAUUUUCAUUUCAAACCAAUAUCUUGACAAGUUAACCCCACCAAUAUUUCAGCUACCCAUCAAUUACCUUUCUCAAAACUUCCCCAAGUCUUCCCUAUAUGAAAAUGAUCAUAAGCUUAAUAAAGAAAAACUAUGCAUGUACUCCCACUUACCAAACAUACACAUUAAAGUUUAACAAACAAGUUCACUCCAUGAACAAAUUCUUGCCAAAGUAAAACUAGAAGUAAGUUGAUGUUAUCGGGAUAUUAUUCGAGCUAUAUCAAAUAUCAAUACUAUUAAGUUUAAAUAGCAAUGUUCAUGCAAUGCCUUGAUUCAAAAAUUUCGUAAAGUUGUUUUCGUUGGAUAGAUUUGACAAUUAACCACCAAAAUUUUAACUUGGGAGAGACAAUUCAAGUCAAUUAAGGUAGAGUUGAUAAAUAUUUUAUAAUUUUUCAUUGCUUAUUUUGAUCCAACUUUUCGUAUUAUUGUUGGGUUUUGUGUCCUAAAUAAAACCCUUUACAAUCUGAUUAGUUAUCAAUAUAAGAAAUUUGAAGUGAUUUAUGUUUGCAUGAAUUUUACGUGCUAAUGGUUUAAUAUGUUUAUUACAUUUACACACAAAAUCAGUUAAGUCCAGAUCAUAUGUUCAUUCACAAUUACAGUAUCGUCAACACAGUGGAAUGUGAUUGUGAUCAUAUGAAUCAAAAGACUAAGUCCCUGUUUCAUCAGUGUUUUGGAUUUAUACUAAUGUGAUAAUCAGCGAUGAUGUAUACUUACACUUGGAGUAUGUGUUAUGUUCUUUCCAGGACAUUAGUAAAGUAUACUAGUUUCGAAUGUAUGGAGUAUACAUUGGACUGGACCGAUAUUGCAACUUAGUUAAGAUAUUAUAAACUUACCGUCAUAUCUUUCCAAGUCAAUAUCAGUAGUUGAUCUUAAGAUCAAAAGAAUCUAAAUCCUGAUAUGCUUAGGUUCAACACAGGAGUACUAUUCAUGUUCUUUGAUUUAUUAGUUAAGCCUACUUUUGGGUCAGGGUGAUACGUAUAUUUUGGGAACAUGAUAGUAUGAUUGAGUGGGAGUGCUGAACAUAAAUAUGAAAUCUAUAGCUUCUAUUGGUGUAUAGAAGUCAAGUGAUGAUUCCCUUCGAGCUUAGCUAAAUAGAAUUUAAUGGAUGAGCUCUUGUUUAAGUGACUAAUUCUUAGAUCAAUAAACAUCAUUUACAGGUAGCUAAGUGUUUUAAGGGGCAAAAUACGUUGAGGGGUGAGAACGGUAAAAUUAUCCCAUCUCGAUGUAAAUCAUCUAUAUAGAGGAUCUUUGAUCACAAUAAGAUUAUAACAAUGGUUAAAUGAGAUAGCAUAUCUAUAUCGUGGAACAUAUAAUAUGCUCUAUAUAAGUCUGAGAGUGCAAUUCUAAGUUCAAAUUAUAUGCUGCAUUGAAUAAAGUUGAUGCUUCUUUGUUGAUGAACAAGGUGCAAAGUUCAGGUGCUGGGGUUGAAAUUGCUUUGCCUGUUACUAAUGCUCCAACAAUUUCUAACAGCAUUGUUGGUGUUGCAACUGCGACUCUUGCAAAUUUGCUCUCUGGAAAUGAUUUAAUAAAGCACAAUUUCAGUAUAGUAAAAUCAGAAACUUCUUUAGAAGCAACCAUUCCUCUAAUUUCUCAAGGGGUCAAUUUACCAAUUGAAUUUGUGCAUUCAGAAGAUGCAAACUCUAAAAAUGUUACAGCUCGUACUUCAAAGAAGAGACGUAAGAACAAGAAGAAGGCUAAUAAGAGAUUUUGCACUAAUGCUCAGAUCCAUAUGGCUUCAUCUCCUUUAAAUCAAGGACCACCUUGUUAAGUAGCACAAUAAUCAGAAUGACUGUAAAUGUACAUCACUAGAUAGGUAGGUAUGAAGCAAGCUCUAUCCUUGCCCCUUGAUUUGAGACCAAUGGGAUUUUGUGUAUUUGUUAUUGUCCUCUUCUUCUUCUGUCCUUUGAUAACCUUUUGUGUUGAGUCUUGAUCUUUUUAUUUUUUUUUGUUAGUGUAAUCAACCGGCAGAACAGUGUUUUGUAUAUUUCAUAUGAGCUGUACCUUACGUGUACUAUUAGAACAUGUAGGCUCGUUUGGAGCGUCUUAUUAGGUCGUAUUGUAUUGUAUUGUAUUGUAUUAUAUUAAAUUGGAUUACAUAUCUUAUUUUUAUGUAACUCUAUGUUAAACUUUAAUUUAUUUUAAAAUAUUAUAUAUUUAGGUGUCCAUAAAAGUUAAUACUACAUAUAGUUUUAUAUAAAAAUAUUGCAUAAAAUAUAAUUUAAUAUAAUACUAUACAAUACAAUACGAUGCAAUACGGUGUACCAAACUGUUGGAAAUUAUUUUACCAGGAUCUUAGAUCUACUUACAAGUAUGUUGAUUAACACCCUAAAUAUGAACUUUCUAAAACGAUGAAAUAAACACAUAUAAAGUUUAGUAAACCUUACAUUGGGUGCAGCGGAAUAUAAUGACUCCUUCCGUUCAGAUAUCUAGCUUUUGAUUCCUUUCUGUAGCAGAGC
This is a messenger RNA of Cannabis sativa, 3246 nucleotides long. RefSeq lists its product as uncharacterized. The transcript is spliced from 2 exons. Lineage: Eukaryota; Viridiplantae; Streptophyta; Magnoliopsida; Rosales; Cannabaceae. The record is from RefSeq and is a predicted model, not a curated record. Bases 2184 to 2558 code for a protein of 124 amino acids.